AUGAGUGGCCACCGGCCACCUGGGGGGCGGCUUUCGGUGGGAGGCGACCGACGGCGGAGGGCGGCCUGCGCCGGGUGGCGACCGGCGUCGGACAGUGGAGAACGGCAGCCGACGGAGGAGGACGACGGCCGGUGGCAGCCGGCGGCGGAGGUCGACGGCCGGUGGCGGGUUGCGGCCGGCGUCGGGCGGCAGAGGAUGGUGGUCAGCGGCAAGAGGCGCCCGAGUCCACCGGCCGGUGGGCGAGAGGUGGCCGGCGGGUGGCGGCGAGAGCCGGCUAGCAGGUGGCGGCGAAGGACGCGAGAGGCGGCGGUGGGCGGGUUAUGGCCAGCGUUGGGCGGCGGCGAACGGCGGAAGAUGGCAGUGGGAGGAGGCGGUCGGCGAAGGACACCGGCAGUAGGCGGCCAACGGCCGGAGGCGGUCGACGGCAAGAGGCGGCCGACGGUGGCGGGAGGUGGCCGGCGGCAAUAG
This is a messenger RNA of Syzygium oleosum, 468 nucleotides long. RefSeq lists its product as uncharacterized. The coding region runs from base 1 to 468 and encodes 155 amino acids. The transcript has a single exon. The record is from RefSeq and is a predicted model, not a curated record. Lineage: Eukaryota; Viridiplantae; Streptophyta; Magnoliopsida; Myrtales; Myrtaceae.